Molecule: messenger RNA, 1463 nt
Organism: Porites evermanni
Lineage: Eukaryota; Metazoa; Cnidaria; Anthozoa; Scleractinia; Poritidae
Source: the annotation of a GenBank genome assembly
AUGACCAGUGCAGGAACUGACCGAGAUCAAGGACUAUUGGCACUGAUAAGAUCGGUUGGUGCAAGACUGUUUUACGCAUCAACCGUAACUUUUCACAAUGAACAAGAAAAAGUAGACGAAGAAACAGACUUCCUUGUUGGAAAACUCGGGAAAAACGACAGCAUUAUCUGCUCCUAUCUCACAGAACCAAUACUUCAAGAGUUAGGAAAACUCAAAACCGUGAGAGGUUUCACACUUAAAGAUGGAUUACGCCGUGGAAUUCGCGAGAAAGACAAGAUAGGAAUUCUUGCUGGGGAUGAGGAAUCAUACGUGUUAUUUCAAAGCGUUUUUGAUCGGCUAGUCAGAGACAUUCACAGAGUUGGCGCGGAUCAUCUACAAACGACAAGCCUUUGUGUAGACGCCCCUAACAAUUUUUUGCUUGAUAAACCACAAGUGCUCUCCUGUAGAUUACGGGUGCUCAGGUCUUUAAAAGGUGUUCCAUUCUCCUGGUUCUGCACCAGAGACCAAAGACUUUUUGUCGAGGCAAUCGUGACAGGAGUUUUGGAUAAACUAAAAGGUAGGUGUAGCCUGCAAGCAAGUUUAUACAGUCCCCUCAAUAUUUUUUCACGACAUGAAAUAAAAUGGUAUCAUCCAAUGACAAAAAAAUCAGUUUUCACUCGCGCGGAGUUCCGUGAAAAUGAAAACCAGUCUCUUCAUGUUGAAAACGGAUGGCGCAAAUGCGAAAAAAAAGGCGGGAAAGGCUGACCACGUGGUCCCUCCGAUUUGAGAGCAUUGGCAAAAGCAACAAAUUUGAUAUUUGAUUUAAUACUUAGAUUAAAAACCCAACAAAAGUUUUUUUUUCUAAUACCCCUCAACCUUCUAGAAAAUUCCAAUCAAGCUUCCUACCAUUAACUACUUUUCUGUCCCCCCUCCCCCACAGAAAUCUCUGAUUCCUUCUGUGUGUACGAUGAAACAUGGGGCAAAUACGCGCUGCAGAAAGGUUGCUUUACGGCUGCAUGUUAUUCCCAAUCGCCUAGGCUUGUAACUGAUCGCUAUUUGCAUUUCAAUUCUGAAAAUUAGACAAUCUUCAGGGUAAAUACAUUCCUCUUAGCCGGCUUCAAGACCAGGAGCUCGAACACAUUCUUGAGGUCCAUCACUUGUUUUUAAAGCAACGAUGUUUUACAAACCGCGUGUGGAAAGAAGGGCGAGGUAUAUGGUAUGACGUUAAAAACCGUCUGUUGGUUGUGGUAAACGAGGACGAACACAUUAAGGUUAUUUGCCAGAAAUUUGGUGGUGACCUAUGGGCCGUGUUGUCAACUCUGAAAGGAUUGCUUAUUGAGAUAGAAAACUUCCUUGGCAAGGAUGGAUACGAGUUUAUGCGAACGCAUCACUAUGGAUACCUGGUUUCCAGGCCUCUAGAACUUGGCACCUCACUUCGUGUAAGCGUCAAUGUGAAACUACCUUUAACUGCAAAGGUGAUGAUA